GCUGCAAAAAUAUUUGAAAGAACUUAAACACCUGUGAUGGGAUGAUCCAAAGACAAAGUGCAAAGCAAGUCAAUUCAUUUGAAGAUGAAGCCGUUCACAGGAGUUUGGAUUUUGCUCAUUCUCUACUUCACCAUCCAGACAAAUGGACAAGAUCCUUGUGCCAUUUCUACAUCUCAACCCAACACCAAUCUUCAAUGUAUAAAAUUCUCAAGCAACAAAUUUUGUUUUGUGAGCUGUAAGAGUGGCUUCAAGUUUUCCAGACCGGCCACCGAUUCGUACGUCUGUAACUAUUCAACAGGCACAUGGUAUGAAGGUACUGGGAGUAACCAAGCAACGUGGCCAGACUGUGUUCCAGAAUAAAGAAGGCUAAUUGCGAGCAACUUUGACUUGUGGCCGUGAAGGACAAAUAAUGACUGAUACGAAAAAGCACACUGAAUAAAUAAAAUGUAUUUGCUUUA
Messenger RNA from Actinia tenebrosa (Australian red waratah sea anemone), 458 nucleotides. Its product is annotated as sushi, von Willebrand factor type A, EGF and pentraxin domain-containing protein 1. NCBI's taxonomy places the organism in Eukaryota, Metazoa, Cnidaria, Anthozoa, Actiniaria, Actiniidae. The record is from RefSeq and is a predicted model, not a curated record.